Theileria parva strain Muguga is the source of this 2001-nucleotide messenger RNA. It is a transcript of the gene sqd, whose product is annotated as RNA recognition motif family protein. Bases 1 to 1446 code for a protein of 481 amino acids. The record is from RefSeq and is a predicted model, not a curated record. The transcript is spliced from 6 exons. Gene Ontology annotation, cellular component: nucleoplasm. Gene Ontology annotation, molecular function: RNA binding. Lineage: Eukaryota; Apicomplexa; Aconoidasida; Piroplasmida; Theileriidae. Gene Ontology annotation, biological process: regulation of gene expression.
AUGGCAAGGAAGAACAAAACAGCAGAUAAAGAUAAAGAUAAGGAAAGUGAGGUUAAGUCGACCGAGGAAUCUAAAUCUGACAACCAGGAACAGUUAGACCCAGUUCCAAAGAAGGAAACCGAAGAUAACAACGAUAAGGACCAUGAAUCUGAAGAAGUUGUUAAAUCUGAGGAAAAACAAGAGCCAGAGAAAAAAAAGGAGUCUGAGAAGCCAAAGGAUGAGAAACCCAAGGAACACCACUCAACAACCACUGUUGCUCCUGAAACAUAUUUGACCACAGUUCCUCCAAUAAUUGAAAAGCCUCCAUCAGCUGUGGCUACUGUUAACACUCUCAUUGAUUCGACCCUGAAGUUCUUUGUUGGUGGCCUGCAUCCCAACACAGAUGAAGGUGAGUUGUCCGCCCACUUCGCCAAGUAUGGACAAAUCCUCGCCUCACAAGUCAUGAGGGAUAUGGCAACAGGAAGACACAGAGGUUUCGGCUUUGUUACCCUAAAGGUACAGCCAAAUACAAUGAGCGUCUUCAAAGAUACCCACGUCGUCUCUGGAAAAAGGGUUGAUGUCCGCGCCAUGCAAACUGACGUCGCUGCGAGUUUGAGGAAGAAGAUCUUUGUCGGAGGUUUGUCCAAGGCCCUCAAUGAGGAAAUGCUCCAAGAGUACUUUUCCAAAUUCGGCGAAGUUGACAAAGUUACCAUUAUGCGUCAACUUGAUGGAACUUCAAGAGGAUUUGGGUUUAUAGUAUUUAUGACCGAGGAAGGAGCCGUAGGAUCACUCAAGAACCCAACUCACUUCGUGUAUGGAAACAAAGUUGAUGUGAGGGCAGCAGAAACAAGGCCGAAGACAACAACACCAGCACCGUCAGCUGCAGUAUAUCCCUACGGAGUCGUUCAAACCCCGACUGACAUGUACUCAGCCUCGCAAAUGUAUCGCCCCCAGGCUACUUACGACCCAUCUCAGUACGCUAACAUGACUCAGCAGCAGAUGCUACAACAGUACCCACAGUACCAACUUUUGCAGCAGCAGAUGGUUCAACAACAAAUGGCAAUGGCAGGGACCUACGGAAACUACUACUCAACCUCUGGGCAACAACCAACCUCGGGUCAGACCGCUUCAACGGGCUCAAAUUCGUCAAAUCCCUACGGCACAGCCUCCGCUACGGCAACAAACCCCUAUGCAGCAGCUACGGCAUCAACGGCCAACCCUUACGGAGCUACUGCUGCAACGGCUGCCAAUCCUUACGCCACUGGGUCCAAUAAUUCAGCCAACCCCUAUGCCGCAGCAGCUGCCUCUGGAAACCCUUAUGCAGCCGCAACUGCAUCUGCCAAUCCCUAUGCCGCUUCCUCAGCAGCGUAUGGAGCAUACCGAGGAAAGGAUCAAUCUGCCUACCAGGCAGGUGCUACGCACGCAGAUGUUUCGUCAUCGAGGGGAUACAGACAGCACCCAUAUUGAUAUUUAGAAUAUUUAUUGGUUACCUAUCAGUAAUUAUCAAUAAUUACGCUAUUCAAUAUUUUAAUUAUCAUUAAAAUAUAAUUCUUUUCGAUAUCAGUUUUAUAUUAUUAUUCAGCUACAUUUCAUACACUUGAUACACAUCUGUUUUCUAUCAGUAAAUAGCAGGCUUGCUAAAUAUCCAGAUCGAUAUGUACCUGUAAAUAUCCGACGUUUUAAGUACCCGUAUAUCCAAUUCCCUAUCAUAUAACAGUUUUGUUAUAUACCGGUAUGUAUUCCACUAAGAAAGAUAGUUUCCCCUACAUAUUCCCUAAAGAAAUAUAGCUUCGGUUAUAUAUUCCUCUAGAGUAAGGUAGUAUCCCUUAUAUAUCCCAUUAGACUAGGGUAGUUUCGGUUACGUAGGCAGAGUAAAUAUACCAGAAUCUAUUUACCAGUAAGAGCCUACCUAAGUAUUUACUAUCAUCGAAGAUAUUUACAAGAUUUAAUCGGCGCUGUUCUGUCCCCUUUUACUUAUACUUAUCGGUUGACAGUAUAUACUUUUAAUUAUGAUCCUCUUCA